Molecule: messenger RNA, 1563 nt
Organism: Naegleria gruberi
Lineage: Eukaryota; Heterolobosea; Eutetramitea; Acrasida; Naegleriidae
Product: silent information regulator family protein
Exons: 4
Coding region: 5-1420 (471 amino acids)
Molecular function (GO): zinc ion binding; NAD+ binding
Source: RefSeq, a predicted model, not a curated record
ACAAAUGCUACCAUCAUCCGAUACUAACAAACCAAACAAUACUUGUUACGAAAUUGCAGGUGUUGGCUUUGCUGUUGCCCCCAAGACAGAUUGCCCACACUUUGACUCUGAAGAGCACUUUGCUGUCCCAUGGAAUGAUAGAAAGGCCAUCAAGGAACUCUUCACAAAGGAUGCUCCGUGUAGACAUUGCCACUCCACAGCAGAGAAUUGGUUCUGUCUCAAGUGCCAAGAUGUUUGUUGCUCUCGUUACCAGAAGAGCCACAUGUUGCAUCACUAUGAAAAGACUGGUCAUGCUUUGGUGUUGAGUUUAGCCGAUCAUUCAUUGUAUUGCUAUGAAUGUGAUGCCUAUGUAGAGAACAAGACUUUAACAAGAUUGCUCUUGAGAGAGUUACAUCAUGUAAAGUUUGGAGAAUAUCCAGGUGCUAAUGGAGCCUCAGUAGAGAUGGAAGAAGCCAUUGAAAAGUUGAGAAAUGUCUCUGAAGCCAUUGAAGAGGAGAAGAAGAAGGUUGAUUCGGAGAAGGAAAAAGCCUUUGAAAUUCUAGCUGAAAAGAUUCAAAGUGCCUCUGAUGAAUCAAUUAUUGUAUUGACUGGAGCUGGAUUGUCCACUAGUGCUGGAAUUCCUGAUUUUAGAACUCCUGGAACUGGAUUGUAUGAUAAUUUACAAAAGUAUAAUUUGCCUCAUCCAACAGCCAUUUUCGAGUUGAAAUAUCUUCCAACUAAUCCUCAUCCAUUCUUCCAUUUGAGUAGAGAUUUCAUUUCUUCUGGAUAUAAACCAACUAAAGCUCACUACUUUAUCAAAUUGUUGGAAGAAAAGAACAAGUUGAAGAGAUUAUAUACUCAAAAUAUUGAUGGUUUGGAAGCCAAGUCAGGAAUUACAAAGGAGCACUUGGUAAAUUGUCACGGAAUGUACGAUAUUGGUCACUGUAUUGAAUGUUCAAAGGAAUAUUCAUUGUCUGAAAUUGUAAAAAAGAUGGGAACUGAUGAAGAAGUCCAAAUUCCAAAGUGUGACAAGUGUGGACAUAUUGUCAAACCAGAUAUUGUCUUGUUCGGAGAGUCAUUACCUAACAAAUACGUAGAUUGUUGCAAAUCAGAUUUGCUUCGUUCCAAGGAUUGUGAAGUCUUCAUUGUCAUUGGUACUUCCUUGUCAGUCUAUCCUGUUGCUGGUUUACCAGAAUAUGCUCCAGAAGGAUCAACACGUGCUCUUCUUAAUCGUGAAAAAUGUGGACCUUUCAGUAAGGUGAAAGGAAAUGUUGCUGAAGUUGGAGAUGAUUCAGAUUAUUUGGAUUUGUUCCUUGGUGGAGAGGAUUCAUCCAUUGAUGAAUGUGUUGAAAAAUUAUGUAAAUUAUUAGGAUGGGAAGCUGAAUUGGAGGAAUUAUAUGUUAAAGGACCAGUCGAUCUCGUAGAAUUGAGUAAGAAAUAAAUGCAACAAUUAACUUCAUCUCUCUACUUCUUCAUGUACUGAAAAGGUUGGAAUAACAACAAAGAAAAAUACAUAGAGAAGGGCAGAGAGAAACAAUUGCAUUUAUCAGAGAAUCCCAUAAAUACAAGAAUUGACUUCCUUUG